This is a messenger RNA of Fopius arisanus, 751 nucleotides long. RefSeq names its product protein THEM6. Lineage: Eukaryota; Metazoa; Arthropoda; Insecta; Hymenoptera; Braconidae. The coding region runs from base 93 to 683 and encodes 196 amino acids. The transcript is spliced from 3 exons. The record is from RefSeq and is a predicted model, not a curated record.
GAACGGUUAAAUCAUUUCAGUUCGUAUCAGUAUACCAGCUGACGACGUCGUGUCAACCCUUUUUGUUGAAUUAGACAGAGAGAACCAUCAAAAUGGUCUGUUGGGUAUCGAUAUUGCUCAUUAUGUAUUUUCUAUUCGAUGUCAACUACUUCCUGAGGAUAUUCUUCACCCUGGCGUGGGGAAGACUCUUCCAAAAGAAAAAGAAACUCUUUGACACAACCUCUAUUUACGGAAUUUGCACCACUCAGGAUAUCGAUCUGUUCCUGAAGCACAUGAAUAACGCGAGAUACUUGAGGGAAUUGGACUUCGCUCGAUUUCAUUAUUACGAUCUAUCGGGGAUCUAUGGGGAACUUAUGAGGCAUGGGGCUGGCGUUGUCCAGGGUGCCUCUUUCACGAGGUAUCGACGAGCUCUUGGCAUUCUGACUCCCUACAAAAUCACCACCAAGCUCAUCUACUGGGAAGGCAAGAAUUUCUACGUGGAGCACGAGUUCAUCAGUCUCACCGAUAAUUUCAUUCGUGCUGUUGCACUGAGUAAACAAACAGUCACGGGACUCAAGAUCCCGGUGUCCGAAAUUAUUGCUAAUAUCGAUCCAACAGCCCAACGACCUGAAAUUAAUCCCGAUCUCAGGCUCUGGAUGGAGUCCAUGGAGGAAUCCUCCAAGAAGCUCAAGAAGCAAAACUAGACAUCAAUCUCAUGUUCAAAAGCUAAUGUUUCAUAAAGAUAAUAAUAAAAUCCUCAAACACCAAUAAA